UGUUAGCACUCGUUGACUUCCGGGCUAAAAACAUGGAAGGAGGACGAGCUAAUGUCACCUAAUACGAUAAAAAACUAGGAAUGUUUCUUUAAAAUAAUAUUUUUUUUUCUAACUUGCCCGCUGUUAUACGUUAGUAGAGGUUGUAUCGGAAUAUUUUGUAGCUUUUCUUAACUGUCUGUCGCUGUGUUGAGUUAGACGGCGAGCUAAAGCAAGCUAACUGCUAGCAUCUCAAAACAAAUGUUGCUUUAGCUCGAUACAAUUCCUGUAAAAAUGUCUAAAAUCUGACUUAUUUUCAACAGCAAUUGGUUAAUUUUACGAGCCGAAUGAACAAAGAGACUAGUUUAGGUAAAUUCUGUCACUCUUUGUCGCACUUUUUCAAGAAGUUCUUGAACUUUGCCACUAUGCGACGACUUUUGACGAGAGUUAUAAACAGAGUUUUGCUAUAUGAACCGUUCAAACCAACGAUGGGCAUCGAGGCGGAAAUACACACAGAAGGCCGCCGGAAAAUGGUGGUGGGUCUGGGUAACCCGGGGAUGGACGGUACCAGACACAGCGUCGGCAUGGCGGUGCUCGGAGCGCUCGCUGCCCGGCUCGGCGUGGCGGACCGUUGGCGCGGCGACAAGUACGUGUCGGGUGAGGUCAUCCUGUCCGAGGUCCAGCAGACCAACGUGGUGCUGCUUCGUCCCAGGAUGCUGAUGAACGUCAACGGGGUGUCGGUGGCCAAAGCAGCUGGUAAAUUUGGCGUCAAGCCUGAAGACAUCCUUCUGGUCCACGACGAGCUCGACAAACCUCUGGGGAAAAUCGCCGUCAAACAUGGAGGAAGCGCCCGAGGUCAUAACGGAGUUCGAUCCUGUGUAGACUGUCUUCAAACUGACGUGAUGCUCAGACUUCGGGUCGGAAUCGGUCGGCCGACGGGGAAAACGUCGGUGGAGCGUCACGUCCUGAGCCGGUUCACCUCCGAGGAGAUGAAGGUUCUGGACCAGGUUCUGGUUCAGAGUGUGGACCUCAUCCUGUCUCAGGUCUCCCAGCAGGACGCCCAGUUCCCCUCCUCACCAGCAGGGGGCGGACUAGCAGCACCGAAGAGGAAGCAGAGCUCGGCCUCCAGCGCUGAAGAACCUGCUGCUGCUUCAAGGAGGAAACAUGAACCAGAUGUUUAUUCUCUGAAGUGAAAACUCACCUUUUAAGUGGCAGGAAAAAGACUCAAAACAAGAGAAAAAAACAUUGAAAGACUGAGACUUUAUGUGAAUAUUUAAAUAUGUUUUCACUCAGAAAGUUGGGAACUGAUUUCAAUAAAGUUGUGUGGACAGCU
Molecule: messenger RNA, 1309 nt
Organism: Amphiprion ocellaris (clown anemonefish)
Lineage: Eukaryota; Metazoa; Chordata; Actinopteri; Pomacentridae
Gene: ptrh1
Product: peptidyl-tRNA hydrolase 1 homolog
Exons: 5
Coding region: 324-1169 (281 amino acids)
Molecular function (GO): peptidyl-tRNA hydrolase activity
Source: RefSeq, a predicted model, not a curated record